Lactuca saligna is the source of this 1989-nucleotide messenger RNA. The record is from the annotation of a GenBank genome assembly. Lineage: Eukaryota; Viridiplantae; Streptophyta; Magnoliopsida; Asterales; Asteraceae.
UUUACAAAAACCUCUAAUGAAAGUCUUCUAUAGACACCUCUCUCCUUCUUCUUGAGUUGGCCAGACCCUGUAAACACACUCUUUCUCUCUCUUCAAGCUUUCUCUCUCUAAAAAACUAAAAAAUAUAAAACCCUUUAUGUUUCAUGUGUUCCCGAUACAUGUUUAACGUGAUUGAACCGAUACGCUCCCUUUAAUCAAUCCUUUCUCUCUCUAAAGUCAACAUGCACAAAUCUCAGUUGAUCCAUUUCUUUAUAUGAAAAAUUCCUUCAUUCUUCAUCAUAAAAGCUAUUGACUUUUUAAAGGAUCGUUCAGAGUAAUAUGAAGAACAACGAAGAACAAUCUCGAUCUCUGUUUGGCAUUUCUCUCUCUGAUCGACCAAAAUGGCAACAAUUUCUCAUCUGUUCUUCGGGGUUUUUCUUUGGGUAUCUCGUUAAUGGUGUUUGUGAGGAAUAUGUAUACAAUCGACUUAAAUUCAGUUAUGGUUGGUAUUUUACAUUCAUUCAAGGAUGGGUUUACCUUGCUUUAAUUUACUUGCAAGGUUUCACCACCAAGCAAAUGGUGAAUCCAUGGAAGACAUAUGUGAAGCUUUCAGCAGUACUCAUGGGUUCUCAUGGUCUCACCAAAGGGUCUUUAGCUUUCCUAAAUUACCCUGCUCAACUCAUGUUUAAAUCCACCAAGGUUCUUCCGGUGAUGGUGAUGGGGGCGUUUAUCCCUGGGUUAAGACGAAAAUACCCUCCGCACGAAUAUGUAUCCGCUUUGCUUCUGGUGGUGGGUCUAAUACUAUUCACACUUGCGGAUGCAAAUACUUCGCCUAAUUUUAGCAUUCUUGGUGUUGUUAUGGUUUCUGGUGCUUUGAUCAUGGAUUCAUUUCUUGGGAAUUUUCAAGAAGCUAUCUUUGCAAUGAAUCCCAAUACAACUCAGAUGGAGAUGCUAUUUUGCUCAACUGUUGUGGGUUUGCCUUUUUUGAUUCCUCCAAUGCUUUUGACAGGGGAAUUAUUCAAAGCUUGGAGUUCUUGUUGGCAGCAUCCUUAUGUCUAUGGCGUGUUGAUAUUCGAAGCAAUGGCGACAUUUAUCGGGCAGGUUUCCGUCCUUUCCCUCAUUGCCUUAUUUGGAGCCGCCACCACUGCCAUGAUAACAACGGCUAGAAAGGCGGUGACAUUGUUGCUAUCUUACUUGAUCUUCACAAAGCCAUUAACGGAGCAACAUGGAACUGGUUUGAUUCUAAUUGCAAUGGGAAUCGUGUUAAAAAUGAUCCCAGAGAACAAACCAACUCCAAGAAUGGUUCAGAAGAGGAAAGAAGUGCCUUUGGGUAAUAAUGAUGAAAACGAAGAGGAAGAGGAAAGGAGACCUUUGGUUUAAUUCUUAUAUAUAUAUAUAUAUAUAUAUUAUUUUUGUGUUUAGGUAAAUUUUAUUUGGUUUUGUGGGCAUGAACAAUAAUGGAAAAAGGGUCUAUUGGGUACAUUAGGUUUUAAGUCCAUUAUAAUGAUUUUAUUUAUACAUAUUGAUAUAAGCAUCUUCAAAACGCAUAUGCAUACCAAAUGUAGACACAGCAUAUGCAUAGAACAUGGGUUGUUUAAAACUUUCUAUUUUGAGAAUGAAAUACCACAAAGGGAUUUUCAAUAAUGCAGUGUAAGAAGGGAAAGGCACAAGUUACAAAAAAAGGUGUUGCAGUAAGAUAUUUCAAGAUCCAAAUUCCAUCUCAAUGAAUCAUAAAUAACUCCCCCAUGGGUUGUUUAAAGUUUCUAAUUUUAGAUUGAAUUUUCUACAAGAGGAUGUUCAGUAAUGCAAGUUACGGAAGUGAAUGCACAAGUUACAAGCCAAACAAAAUUUUUAAAUUUAUAGUUUCCAUUUUACUUAUUUAUAUAUUUGUAAAGAGUGCAGAUGCGUAUAUUUACUUUCUUAUAUCAGUGAAAUACACGGAAACCUAUUAUAGAUGUUUUCAACAAGAAAUUUCGUAAAAGGAGUUGUAAAAACCAUUCAAUCAUAUCG